AUGAUAGAACGAGGAACGAUCGCACCGAAUUUUCACCUGAGGUUGAGUCUAACAAUUGUCUACUUUCUGGGCACGUGGCCGCCAGUCACAGGCAAGUUCCGGUUACCGUAUCUACUUUACACCAUCUGUAGCUUCAUUUUCAUCCUGGGUAUCUUGCUCUCCGCCGAAAUAGCGAAUGUUCUCACGAAUUGGGGAGAUAUGUCAAAACUCACCGCAGUUGUGACCUUGCUAAUGACGAAUUGCACCCAUGCUUCAAAGGUGGCCGUUCUUCUUCGUCGUCAGGCGCGAAUCCAGACACUCCUGGACACAGCCGAUAGUGCUGCAUUUAGUCGCUAUGACAAAGAAUAUGAAGAUUUACUUAUAAACUACACGUGGAAGGGCAUCUUUCAUCAUGCGAUUUAUCAAAGCUUCGGCGGAAUUGCGGUGUUUUGUUGGGGUUUUACUCCAAUCGCUGAUUUCGUCGCUGGUCGUUCACGCCAACUACCCAUGGAGGGAUGGUACCCUUAUAAUACGACAGCAACGCCAGCUUUCGAGAUUACCGCGGCACAUCAGGGUAUCGCUAUUAUAAUUGCUUGCUUUCAUAACGUGGCGAUGGAUACACUGAUGACGGGCUUGAUCACGGUCGCUUGUUGUCAGUUGGCAAUUCUAGAGCGCAACAUUAUCUCGAUUGACAACAAGGCAAGCAUUCGUGGGAUGCAGAAUGAUAAGCCACUCGAAAGGAAUACUUUAGCUUAUCAACUACUCAAGCGAUGCGCUAUGCACAGCAAUAUGAUAUUUCAGUACUUUCUAUAUAAAGAUUAUGUGUUUUGCGGAUUUUCUCCGUAUCCAGAUUCAUUCUUGAAAUGCCAACAUUGCGUGCAGUCCACUUCAUCAGGACGAAUUGACCAUUCUCCCGGUUUCUCCAAUGUAUACUUGCAGGAACAAGGUAUUUUGUAUACUCCUGCGGAACUGAGUGGAGGUCUUUGA
Molecule: messenger RNA, 966 nt
Organism: Atta colombica
Lineage: Eukaryota; Metazoa; Arthropoda; Insecta; Hymenoptera; Formicidae
Product: odorant receptor 46a-like
Exons: 4
Coding region: 1-966 (321 amino acids)
Biological process (GO): detection of chemical stimulus involved in sensory perception of smell; sensory perception of smell
Cellular component (GO): plasma membrane
Molecular function (GO): olfactory receptor activity; odorant binding
Source: RefSeq, a predicted model, not a curated record